Molecule: messenger RNA, 1426 nt
Organism: Radiomyces spectabilis
Lineage: Eukaryota; Fungi; Mucoromycota; Mucoromycetes; Mucorales; Radiomycetaceae
Exons: 4
Coding region: 108-1214 (368 amino acids)
Source: RefSeq, a predicted model, not a curated record
GUUCCUUGAUCGUCAAAUUUUUUUUUUCUUUAUCUCUCUUUUUUUCUUUGUACUUAUAUCUUACUGCUUUUUCUUUUACUCCAUUGCAGCUGGUCCUUUUUAAAUCUAUGCAGUCAAAUAAUCGCCAUCAAGAUAUCCUUCCUCAGCAACCUUUCUCGUUCCGACGUCGAAGCCUCAACUUCAUCUUUUCUCCUUUAAACCAACGGCUUCCUCCGACGACCUCCUCGACAAACAAUAUCAUCCUCGAUUAUUUGUUGCAUCUCUCCAUUCAAUCACGCCUUUCGAAACUGUCAGAGAAGGAUCGUCACACGCGAUGGUCAGAUUUGACGAAAGCAGAGCAAGCGGUCGAGUCAAUUGUAGCAGGCAUUCUUUGUAAUAAGACACCUGGCUUGAAAUUCGAUGCGAGAUUUGAGCAACGCUUGCAUCUUUGUCAACUUACAAACAUCGUAUUUGGGGAUGGAAAACGUCUCUUGACAGAAGCAAUUCCGUUUUUCUUGAAAACGAGCGCGAUGACUUUACGUGUUGCUCUGGAUAAUGCCGAAGAUGCCAAGCCCAUGAUAUUUGCUGGUCAAAGAGUGAUGGGCGGAGGAAUGCCUCCACGUUGGUACGAUUUAUUCCUGGAACUCUUAACCCAAGCGGCUAUUCAAAGUGUACGCCGCCAUGCAGGCUUGGCCUCCAUCUCUGAAAUUUUCUCGUAUGGUGACGUUGAAGACGAAGACGAGCCCGAAAACCUCGAUGACGAGGAAGAAGAAGAUGAAGAAGAUGAAGAUGCAGAAGAAGACGAUGAUGAUAUCUGGGGCAUCAAAGCAGCCGAUCACCAUCUUUUGUUCCCGAAAACACGCACCAUGUUCCUCUUCAAAACGCAAUUACGUGAACGAGAAAAACAGUUUUUAAAUCUUGAUCAAGAUUCUUUGAUGGAAAACCUCGACCAACUUGCUCACCAGUAUCCUUUGGAUACGUUUGAGGCCGGCAUGUGCGAGUUUAUUCAACUGAUUGUUAACUGCAUGGAUACACCUACUUUGUACAAGUGUGAUAAACUUGAUGCGGCUAGCUUCUCUCUACCAACCAUUUGCCGAUUUCCAGAAGAUGGUUCCCUUUUGAUGCCUGAAAUGUCCGAUAUAGAAGAUGAAGACAACCUCACCUACCGUAUCAAACGUACUUCCUCCGCAGCUGGUUUAGACGACAAAGAGACCAUCAAACGUCCUCACGCGUAAGAUGAUUCAGCUUUCUUUGUUUUGUUACCCUCCCCAUGACCUUUCCACUUUUAUGUUGCUUCUAGUGAAGGAACAUUAUGUCAUUUGUCAUAUACCACACAUCCAUUGUAAUUAGUCCCUCUCUUUCAAAUCAUUUCAAACUGUUUAUUUAUCCGUUGCUCCAAAAUAAAAUGCCACCCCCUCUUAUCUUUAAAAAGCUGUGCUGUAACGGC